AUCAGCACGGUGUUAACGGUACAUAGUAAAGGUUCAAAAUCUUGUUCUCCAUAUGCUGUGUGAAGCCAAUGUGAAAGAGCUGGAAAAUAAGAAUUAAGCACAUGCCGAUUUCUCAUCGGUCCGUAACGUCGAGCGAUCUUGGGCGGCAUAAUUGUUACGGUAUGGUGAGUCGUCGGCUGUAUGUGUGUGAUUGCACUGCAGCAGGUAUACAGCAGCUGCAGCGGAAAACAGCUUAGACCGAUCUCUUCUUGGCACGAAAGCCCCAGCAGACACGGGCACGAUUUGCGUUUUAAUCCGCUCAAGUAAGAAAUCAUAGGUUGAAUGACACCGUGUUAUGACUCCAUUGCGUCUGGAUUGCCCAUUGUCAUUGUAUCACCACACGUAGCACCGACCUCUUCCGGACGGGUUCCCUUGGAAAGGUCAUUGCCGAUUAUCGCGGUGCAUCGAUGCGGAUUACGUAAGCGCCCGUCCGUGCGGUGAGGGUCUUCCAAUUUUUCUCUCGUGGGAAAGGAAACAGGAGCCGGCUGCAUUCUGUUGGAACAGCCCUGGCCAGCGGAUCACGCUGGAAACACCGGCAACAUGGGUUGGCGGAUACGUCGACCGGCAUGUCACUCAUGCCUAACCGCCUUUACAUGGCUCUUCCUAUUGAUCUCAAUAUGUCAGGUGGAAGCCAAGCAAAGGUCAUCGUUUUCCGCGUCGAGUUAUUAUCCCAUCAAAUUACCCAAAAAUAUGCGGGAAAUAUUUGUUGUUAACUUUGAGCUAGGAUUUUUUGCGUGCCAAUUGAAUGCCUCUUCCGAUUUUCUGGAAGUUUAUAGUCUUUCAAAAUUAUGUGACGGCAGACCGGAUUGUUUUGGAGGAACGGAUGAAAAUCGCGACUACAUUCCCUGUUCGCGUGAAUGUUCGCCCAACUGUGCGCACGGCGUAUGCUUAGCUUCUUCGGCCAAAUCCGAGUGCUUUUGCGACGAUGGAUAUACUGGAUGUGACUGCACCACUCCGGCUGUUAAUGAAUGUAAAUUCCGGCCCUGUGAUAUAUUCGCAAAAUGCACAAAUACGAUGGAUAAUUAUUACUGCACCUGUCUGCCUGGUUUUUCCGGCGAUGGCAGCACUUGUACAGACAUCGAUGAAUGCGCGAAUCCGCAGACGGCCUCCGCUUGCGUGCCCCACGCAGAAUGCUGCAACAUUCCGGGCAGCUACUUAUGCCGCUGUUUACCGGGAUUCCGCGGCAACGGUUUUGACAAAUGCAUUGACAUCAACGAGUGUGCGGAGCAGAAUCCCUGCCCACCGGGUUCCAUGUGCUCCAACACACCCGGAAGUUAUCAGUGCACAUGCUUGGACGGCUACACCUUCGACACGCAACUGCAGCGCUGUGUUGAUGUUAAUGAGUGCGCGGUGAUUGGGUGUGCAGCCGGGGCGCAGUGUCGGAACACGGAUGGUGGAUACGAGUGUAAAUGUCCAGUUGGCACGACGAUUCUUAAUCCUUACGACACCACGAGCACGUGUUUCGGAAUAACCGUUAUUCCCCCAGCGAAAAAUCUUACCAUAAUUCCCAUUGAGCAAUGUUUGUGUGGUCCACAAGCCAUCUGCGUGUUACGCGGUACCCAGACCCAGUGCAUUUGUCCGCCUGGCACUCAAGGAGAGCCAGCCAAUCCAAUUGUGGGAUGUUUUCCCACAUAUCCGAUUCCUUGCGAUCCAAUGCUGUGCAAUGGCAACAGCGUUUGCCAAGGCAUGCGCUGCGUCUGUGGCAUGGGCUUUCAGGGAACACCGCCACAGUGCAUCGACAUCAACGAGUGCGAAGACCAGCCAUGCGCCGCCAAAGCGCAGUGCUUUAACAUGCCCGGCAGUUACCGCUGUCAGUGUCCGGAUGGCCUGCGUGCUCUCAACCCCUUCGACCGCAACUCGGCCUGCCUGGGAGCGUGCGAGCAGAAACAGUGUGGCCGAGGCGCAGUGUGCGUGGAGAAGGGUCCCGGGAUGGCGUAUUGUCAGUGCCCGAAUGGAUACACGGGAAUUGCAGAACAGGAGUGUGUGCUGGUGCAGUGUCCUGCAAACCACGAAUCUGUGUGUGGAAUUAACGCGGUUUGCUCGGUGAGAGCGGGAUUGAUUACUUGUCAGUGCAAUCCUGGAUACGCCGGCAGUCCUCCGGAUAAUAUCUGCUACGACAUCAACGAGUGCGUGAAUAAUCCAUGUGCAACCGGCGCUCUGUGCACCAACACACCCGGAAGUUACACAUGUUCUUGCCCGGCCAAUUCCAUAACAAAGAACGUAUACAGUCGCAAAGAAGCGUGUCGAACAUGUCCGCCCGGAUCCGAGCAAAUUGGUCCCAACGAAUGUGGAAUGGUAGACGAGUGUCUCAAUCGCAAUCCUUGCGCACCCCACGGCGAAUGUGUGAGCACGAAUAAUGGAUACAUUUGUAAAUGUCAGGCUGGAUUUACCGCACUGAACGGUGGUUGUUUCGAUAUUAACGAAUGCUCGCGAAAUCCUUGCGCGCAAGACGCUAUCUGCCAUAACGCGGCCGGCAGCUACACAUGCACCUGUCCUGACGGCACCAGCACAACCAUCGCCUACGAUAAAACCCAAAAAUGCGUGUCGAUCACGGAAACCACGCCCUGUGAAGGUUUCCCCUGCUAUCGGCAAGGCACGUGCACCUACGACGACGGAGACGAUUCGUGCUACUGCAAAGACCAUUACGACGGAAGUCCGGACAAAGGAUGCGUUCCCAGCAGACAACUGUUAACUACCCCACCUCCAGAACCAACAACGCCCGUCGGAGUCAUUUGUCUGUAUGAUCGUUGUCGGUGUGCGCCGGGCUUCCAAGGGCGUUACCCGAACUGCAUCGCCGUCAAUGAAUGCGCGGAAAAUCCAUGCGCUCCUGGCACGUGUAGUGCAGCCGAUGGGCACGUGGUGUGUCAGUGUCCUCAAGGCUAUCAGGAAUCCAACGGCCGCUGUUUGAGCAUCAACCAGUGUGUCGGACCCAAGACGCCCUGCUCGCCGGGCAGUUGUGUGCCGAUGCCCGGCUCCUACAAAUGCGUGUGUCCCAAGAACUACAAAGAACAGGGCGGAAAGUGUGUGGCCAUCAAUGAGUGCGCCAAUAAUCCCAACGUCUGCAGUCCGGGGUCAUGCGUGUCGCAGUACGGAACGUACCGUUGCGAUUGUCCCAAUGGAUAUAACUUCAUGAAUGGCAAAUGUGUCGAUGUGGAUGAAUGUGUAUAUAAUCCGUGCACGCCAGGAACGUGCCGGAAUUUGCCGGGAUCGUACGAGUGUUCAUGCCCGAAAGGUUACAGUCAGACGAAUGGACAGUGUGUCUCGAUCGAUAUGUGUCAAAUUAAUCCCUGCGGACCCAAUGGAGUGUGCGUGGGCAAAGCGGGAGGGUACAACUGUGCUUGCAUCAAUGGGUACAUGUUCAACCAAGCCACCUGUGUCGACGUCAACGAAUGCGCUCUGCAGCCGAACCUGUGUCAACCGGGACAGUGUGUCAACACGGAUGGGUCGUUUGUGUGCAAAUGCCCGUCGGGAUACUCUUUCCGUGACGGAGGUUGCGUUGACAUUAAUGAAUGCAUUGUUGCACGACCAUGCGGCGCGGGCGCUCGCGACUGCCAAAAUACGAUCGGAUCGUACAAAUGCACGUGCAGACCCGGCUACCAAUUCAACGGGGUGACCUGCGUGGAUAUCAACGAAUGCGCGGCGUCUCCCAAUCUUUGUCUCCCGGGGACUUGCCGGAAUACCGAAGGUAGUUAUCAAUGCAGUUGUCCGGAUGGAUAUGAGUUCAGUAAAGGAGCGUGUGUGGAUAUUAACGAAUGUAUGCAGCGGCCGUGCGCAACCAAUGCGGCCUGCAUCAACACGGUCGGCAGCUACGAGUGUCGUUGCCCACCGGAAAUGAAGCUGGGAAAUGCCUUCGAUCGCACAGAUGUUUGCAUUCGAGAAAACCCUUGCAAUAGUUACAAAUGCCCGAUGGACUCCGAAUGUGUGGCUGACAUGAACAUCCCGCGUUGCGUCUGUCCAGAUGACUACGUUGGCCAACCAGGAAACUGUCAUCCAUCUCGCUGUCAGUUAAUCAAAUGUGGUCAAUAUGCUGAGUGCCUGGCAGUACCGGAAGGCGGAGUUGCGUGUGUCUGUCAGAGCGGGUUCAGACUGACAGCCAACACCAACAACCCAGUCUGCGUUGACAUCAAUGAAUGUGUGGAUAAUCCUAAUGUUUGUGGUCAAGGACGUUGUGAAAACACCAUAGGAUCGUACAAGUGCACGUGUGCGCCGGGAUACCAGUUUGACGGGAUACACUGCAUUGAUAUCGAUGAAUGUGCUGCUCCAACCGCAUGCUCCAGUAUCGCCGGAUCCGUGUGCAUGAAUACCGUUGGCAGUUUCCAGUGCCGCUGUCCAUCAGGAUUAUUCCAGCAGGGAAACGAGUGCACAUUUAUGCGACUCUGUCUUCAAAAGAACCCGUGCGGUUCCGGCCAGUGUAUCGACUUGGCCCAAAAUUACACCUGCACUUGUCCCAAUGGCUACGUUAACUCCAAAGGAACCUGUGUGGCCGUCAACCAGUGCGCUCUCUACAAUCCCUGCGGUCCAGGGGCCACUUGUACGGAUCUGGGCGGUCGCUAUACGUGUACGUGCCCCAAAGGAUUCGUCUUCGACGAUCUGACCUGUGUCGAUAUUAAUGAAUGCGUAAGGAAUCCGUGUGGGCUGGGCUCACGCGAAUGCGUCAAUAUGCGCGGAAGUUACUCGUGUACCUGUCAACCUGGUUACAAGUUCAACGGCAGAACCUGCGAAGAUAUCAACGAGUGCGUGGCCAAAACUAAUCCAUGCGAACCAGGCCAAUGUGUCAACUUGCCGGGCAGUUUCACCUGCGUGUGUCCGGCCAAUUAUGAUCUUAUGGCCGGACAGGAAUGUAUAAAAAUCAACCAGUGCAUGUACAAUCCUUGUACGAUCGGCACUUGCCAGGAGGAUAUGGCUGGAGGCUACAGAUGCCUGUGUCCAACGGGCUUUGAAUUCAUUAAUAAUCGCUGUGAAGAUGUCAACGAGUGCGCUGAAUCGCCCAACCUCUGUUCCCCGGGAAUGUGCAUUAACAGCGUGGGAAGCUAUCAGUGCCGCUGUCCGAAGGGUUUCCAAUCCACGCCGGGAGGCUGUGUGGCUGUGCGCCAGUGUCAACUGCCCGGUAUCUGUGGUGUGGGUGUUUCGGGGACGAGAUGCGUUGAUUUAAUGGACGGGUCAUUCCAGUGUUACUGUCCUGUCGGGUAUCAAGCGGUGCGCGGAUCUGCCUGUGUUGAAAUUAAUGAAUGCGCGAUGAAUCCCUGUACUCCUGGAACGUGUAUGAACCGUCCGGGAUCAUAUAUCUGCAACUGCCCCAAAGGUUACCAGACAAUGAACGGGCGGUGUGUUGCGGUUGGUUGUGAAAAAGCGGGAUGUGGUCCCAAUUCGCGUUGCAUUUCUGCGCCGGAUAAACAGAUGAUGCGCUGCGAGUGCGCACCGGGUUUCCGUGAUCGAGGCAACGGUGCCUGCAUAGCCAUUAAUGUCUGCGAAAGCAGUAAAAACCCGUGUGGCGAAGCCGGAGAUUGCACUGCCAUGACUGACGGCUCCUACGACUGCCAGUGUCCGAGAGGUUGGCAGAAGAUUGGUUACCCUUCAAAGUGCGUGGAUAUCGAUGAAUGCAUGCUGUACAAUCCGUGUCUGGUUGGAGACUGUGUUAACACCAAGGGAAGCUAUUCCUGCAAAUGCCCUAAAGGUUUCCAGUUUGAUACCGCAGCGGGACAUUGUGUUGAUGUCAACGAAUGUGCUGUUCCAAAUCCACCAUGCUCACCUGGACGAUGCCAGAAUCUAGAAGGCUCAUACGAAUGCUCAUGUCCACCCGGUUACGAAAAUACUCUGGGAGGCUGUGUUGCUAUCAAGCAGUGCGCGAUUACAAACCCCUGUACUCCUGGUCAGUGCCAAGAUGUGACUGGAUCCUAUCGCUGCAUUUGUCCCAAAGGCUGGAUGGUGCAAAAUGGGGCUUGUGUCGAGAUCAAUCAGUGCAUUCCUGUGAAUCCAUGUGGAAGAGGAACUUGCCGAAAAUCACCGGGAUCGUAUACUUGUGACUGUCUGGCUGGGUAUACAUUCGUCAACGGCCAGUGCAUAGACGUUGAUGAGUGUGCGGCUCCAGCAAAUCCUUGUGUUGCCGGGAACUGCUUAAACACCGAAGGCUCGUAUUCUUGUGUCUGUCCCAAAGGAUUCUUCUUCAAUCAGAAGUUUUGCGAAGACCGAAAUGAAUGCGUGGAAUUCCUGGGUGACCUUUGUCCAGGCGGUGGUACAUGCGUCAACACGCCGGGAAGUUAUCGAUGCACCUGUCCCCCUAAUUUUGACUGGAUCGAUGGAAAAUGUGCCAAUUUGAAUACGUGCGAAUACGUCGGAUGUGGAGCCCUAGCGCUUCCAUGUGCUGACAGUACUGAUGGACCGAUUUGCAGAUGUCCGCCGGGAUACUAUGGCGAUGGAAGAGUGGCAUGCAUUGCCCCGCCGCCGUGUGUGGCCAGUCGAGACUGCGGUCCAAAUGCUGACUGCAAUGUCCAAGUGACGGCGUCAACUUACAAAAUCACCUGCGUAUGCCGUCCUGGUUUUGAAGGCAGUCCACCGUUGCGUCCAUGCGAAGCUGUAUGUCCAGACGGGAUGGAAAAGGACCUUACGAAAGGAAUAUGCAUAAAAAGUACCACAUGCAUCGAAGUCACGUGCGCUCCCGGCGUGUGUCAGCAGCCCGGACCCAACGACGACACGCCACCCUGUCUUUGUCCCCCUGGUACCCGCUACAUCUGGGAACGUGGUGUAUGCGCAAUUAUCCCUCCACGAUGCGGUCCCCCUAAUCCAUGUCUACCAGGCAAAUGUUUACCGGAAGGCUACUCGUACCGAUGCGAAUGUCCUAUUGGCUACAAGUAUAUGCAAGAUGCCUGUGUUGAUGUAAACGAGUGCGAGGAGAACGCCACCAUUUGCGGCAUGGGUGGUACAUGCAGCAAUGCUCCGGGAACGUAUUCCUGCAGAUGUGCCACCGGAUUCAAACUAAUCAACAAUUACUGUGUCGACAUUAACCAGUGCGAAUCUCCAAAAAAUCCUUGCGAACCCGGACAAUGCGAGCAUACACCAGGAAGCUACAGAUGCGUAUGUCCGGAUGGGUUCCGUUAUAUGCCGUCGAUUGGAACCUGCGCCAAAAUUAUCACACCCUGCAUCCAACAAAAGGACCUGUGUUCGCCUGGAACGUGCAGUGCGCUUGGAGAAAACAAUUACAAGUGCCAAUGCCCUUUGGGAUUUGCUUUCAAUGGAGUAACUUGCAUUGGAAUUGAUGAGUGUGCAAUGAAACCAUGCGGUCGCGGAGAAUGCAAAAACUUCCCGGGUCGAUACGAAUGCAUUUGCCCAGUGGGGUACCGAUACGACGGCCACACUUGUAUUGAAAUUAACGAGUGUGCUGUAUCAAAUCCAUGCGGAAAUAUGGGAACGUGCCAGAAUACAGACGGUUCUUACGUGUGCUUAUGUGCGCAAGGUUACGAAUUUGAUCGACUGACUUGCAUUGAUGUAAACGAAUGUACCAGCCGCAAUCCUCCGGAUUGUGGUCAGGGACAGUGUGAGAACACCAUCGGUGCAUUCGCCUGCAGGUGUCCUCCGGGCUUCCGCAACGCCGGAGGACCGACGGGACCGUGUGUGGACAUACAGGAAUGCAGGGACAAUCCGAAUCCAUGUGCACCUGGAAACUGUGUCGAAACGAGUGGCGGAUACCAGUGCAACUGUCCACCCGGUUUCCAGUUCCUAAACGGAGCCUGCAAACAAAUCAAUUACUGUGCUAUUGAAGACAAGUGCAAACCUGGAACAUGCGCUUUAACGCAAGGAUCGUAUAUGUGCACCUGCCCACCGGGAUAUCGAUCAACAUCACAACCUCCCAAAGACUGCAUUCAAAUCAACGAGUGUGAACUCAUCCCACCUCCCUGUGGUGAGGGUGCUGUCAAAUGUAUUGACACCCUCGGAUCGUAUCAGUGCCUCUGCGGACAGGGAUACGAGCUUUCGGAGAAUAAAAAGCUUUGUGUUGACGUCAAUGAAUGUGCUCCACCUUUCAAUCCAUGCAACCCAGGAAACUGCGUCAAUACUCCAGGAAAUUAUAACUGUUUAUGUCCUUUUGGCUGGACUAACAGCACCGGCGGCGCCUGCACAGCGAUCAACGAAUGUGCCGGUCCGGUGAAUCCCUGCAUACCGGGUGACUGUAUAGAUCUGAUUGGAAGCUACCAAUGCAAUUGUCCGCAAGGUUUCCGAUUCAUUAAUGGAAUGUGUGCUGAUGUCGAUGAAUGUGAGCUGGCUCCAUGUCGCCAUGGUGUAUGCCAAAACACCAAAGGAAGCUUCACAUGUCGAUGUGAUGCUGGCUACGAGUUUGUUGGAGGAACAUGCGUCAAUAUCAAUGAGUGCAUACAGCUGCCUUGUGCACCCAACGCACAGUGCCAGGACACGGACGGUGGCUUUUAUUGUUUUUGUCCUCCUGGAUUCACUUCUGAAAAUCCUAAGACAACAAUCUGCAAAGCUAUCAGCAAAAAUGUUUGUGAACCGCUACCAUGCUACCGCGAUGGCACUUGUCGGCAUACUACCAAAGUCGGUAUCGAUGGACGAUCACUGGACGACUGCGAGUGCAUUAUUAAUUUUUCCAAGGAUGUAUUUGGCCAGUGUAGAAGUUUACUGAUUGAUACUACUUGCGCAAAAGGCUUCCAGAUGAUUCAGAAUGGAACCCAGAUCGUUUGUGCUAAUAUCAACGAAUGCAUGACCGAGCCCAAUCUGUGCCUGAAUGGUCGCUGUAUUGACACCGUCGGGAGUUACACGUGCGAAUGCAACAAAGGUUACAAAGUGUCCCUCCAGCCAAAUGGCCAAACGAUUUGUGUUGAUGUGAACGAAUGUGAGAUUGCCGCUCCUUGUGCGCAAGGAACGUGCACUAACGUACCCGGGUCAUACACUUGCCAGUGUUUUGAUGGCUUCCGAGCUGUGGAAGGACCAACGUGUGCUCAGAUCAAGAUAUGCGUCGAAAGAUCACCGUGCAAUCAAGGCAACUGCAUCGAUACCGCGGCAGGAAAGUACACCUGUAAAUGCCCGGUCGGUUUCACUUUCGAUGGGUUAACCUGCGUCGAUCUCAACGAAUGUGCAGCGCCGCACAAUCCUUGCUUAGUUGGGGAAUGCAUCAAUACGGUGGGAUCGUAUGUCUGCAAGUGUCCGCUGGGUUACACUUCAGUGGACAACCGAUGCAUGGACGUUAACGAGUGUGCUAUCAGCAAUCCUUGCGCUCCUGGAGAAUGUCACAAUACAGAUGGCAGUUAUUUCUGUGUUUGCCCGGUCGGUUACCAACGACAGGAACCGGGAGUAUGUGUGGAUAUCAACGAAUGCGCGCGAAACAAUCCUUGUGGUGAUGGCAAGGGCACUUGCGUGAAUACGCUGGGAUCAUUCCAGUGCAUUUGCCUGGUGGGAUUCCAGUUCGAUGCCGCGUCCAAAACAUGCAUUAGUGAAAACGAAUGUACGAGAACGGAAAUAGCCUCGUUAUGCCUUCCGGGAGAAUGUCAGGAUACUGUCGGAUCGUAUCGAUGUGUCUGCCCAUUCGGAUAUGAAAUGACUGUGAUGAACUCACCGGCAUGUGGAGACAUUAACGAAUGUGUAAGAAAUCCGCAACUUUGCCAGCCAGGGAAAUGCUUCAAUACUAUCGGGAGCUUUUACUGCACGUGUCCCGCUGGAUACCAAUUUAUCAACGGAAACUGCCAAGAUGUAAACGAGUGCACUGAGAAGACCAUCUGUGGUUCCGGUACAUGCAUCAACACGAUCGGCAGCUAUGAGUGUACUUGCCCACCUGGAUUCACCUUCGAUAAAGUCACAUGUGUGGAUAUUAACGAAUGCACGACCAAUCCAUGUGGUGUGGGUGGCUGCAUUAACACCGUGGGGAGCUUUUUCUGCGUCUGUCCUUCUGGAUACACACCUGGUCCGAAUCAGUUAUGCGUUGAUGUCAACGAGUGUACGGACCUAACGAUCUGCGGGCCGGGUACUUGCAUUAAUACCAUGGGCAGUUAUUUGUGUCGAUGCCCACCGGGAUACCAUCCUGAUCACGGCACUUGCUUUGCGGUGAAUGAAUGCGAAGCACCAGAACUGUGUGGUCCACAGGGGACUUGCAUCGAUUUAAUCGGAUCGUAUACGUGCAAGUGCGCACCCGGUUUCGAGUUCGUCCACGGGACUUGCGCAGAUCUCAACGAGUGCACACAGAAUCCUUGCCCUCCGGGUGCACAAUGCAGGAACACGCCCGGCUCGUACCAAUGUGUGCAGCCGCCUCCGGUUGUGACCAUCUGUAUGCAAGGCAAUCCGUGCCAGUUGGGAACAUGCCAGGACUUGGCCCCUAACCAGUACACCUGCAACUGCCCGCCUGGAUAUCAGUUUGACGGCAAAACUUGCAUCGACAUUAACGAAUGCACCGUGAAAACCGACAUAUGCGCUCCCGGAACCUGCUUCAACCUUCCCGGGACAUAUUUAUGCGUUUGCCCAUAUGGUUAUCAACCGGCCAAUGGUACAUGCAUUGAUGUCAACGAGUGCUUGCAAGUGGGAGUCUGUGGAAAUGGACAGUGCGAAAAUACCAUCGGAUCGUUCAAAUGCAUUUGCCCACCCGGUUACACUUCCCAACAGGGAACAUGUCUGGAUGUGAACGAAUGUACCGACAGUUUGAUCUGCGGCCAGGGAAAUACGUGCGAGAACACGCCCGGAUCUUACCGGUGCAUUUGUCGGCCGGGAUUCAACUUUGAUGGAAAGAACUGUAUUUCCAUCAAUUUCUGCAUGCAGAAUCCCGACCUUUGCAAGCCUGGCGUGUGUGAAAAUCUGAUUGGCUCAUUCCGGUGCAAAUGUCCUAAUGGAUUUGAUUCGGUGAACGGAUCAUGUGUCGAUAUCAACGAGUGCACCUUUGCCGGCAUCUGCGGCAGUGGGACUUGCGAGAACACCAUUGGAAGUUACAAGUGUAUCUGCCCACCGGGAUACCGCUUCAACCAGAAUUCAUGCUACAAUAUCAACGAGUGCAUGGAAAACUUGACAAUCUGCGGACCGGGAACAUGCCAAGAUCUUCCGGGCAGCUACCAGUGCUUUUGUCCACCAGGAUACCAAUUCGUUAAUGGAACCUGCAUUGAUGUUAACGAAUGCACUCUUGUUCCUCCCCCUUGCGGCAGUGCGCAAUGCAAGAAUACCAUCGGUUCUUAUUUAUGCAUUUGUUUGGAGAAUCUCAUCCUGGAUUUGACCACCUUAACCUGCAUCUGCCGCCCACCCUUAGUGCUCAUCAACGGCCGGUGUUCGGAAACCACCCCUCCUCCCACACCGCCUCCUACACCCGUUACAGUCACCCCGGCGCCGUGUAUGGAAGUGGAGUGCGGUCCAUAUUCCAGGUUUUCAAUGGAGGUUUGCGGCUGCAUCUGUCUGUAUCCACCGGGAAAUCCUCCCAACUGCCCGCCACCGCCUCCUAUCAUAACCAUACCUCCCACAGCAACACCGCGCACCCCUUUCACGAAAAUACUCAUUCCCAGGAUUGAUGUACCGGAAGCGUCGGUCAACUGCUUAUCGGACGGAAUCGAAGUCCAAGUUGCGCUGCCGGGCCGAUUUCAAGGAGUUUUGUAUGUCAAAGGAUACAGCCGGCAGGAAGAAUGUCGAAAGAUUGUCAGCGGGAACGAUAACCAGUAUUCUAUGAGUUUCACCAUACAAUACGGAACUUGUGGCGUUUCUCCAGAUGGCGAUUUAGCCGAUUUUGUAUUGGUCAUCCAACGCCAUCCAACCCUGGUUACCGUUGACGCGACCGCUUACAACAUCCGAUGCCGCUACAAGACGCCCGUAGUGACCGUAACCAAUCCACCGAUUACCAUCAGAGUACAGACAAUUCACGGCACUAUUGCCAAUCAAGCACCACCACCAGUGUGCCGCAUCGUUAUCACCAACAUGGACGGCAGUCCUGUGACCAGUGCGAACAUUGGGGAGAAUUUGCAGUUGAAAGUGGAAGUAACGCCCUACAGCGUUUACGGCGGCUUUGCCAGCAACUGCAUGGCCGUGGCGGUUGAUAAUUCCUGGAAAUUCCAGAUCACUGACAACUAUGGAUGCGCGACCGACCGUACUAUUUUCACUGAGUGGAUCCCAGACGGCGCGGAUCACUCUCUGCGUGCCAAUUUCAGCGCAUUCAAGUUUCCCGGUGCCAGUUUAUUACGGUUCAAGUGCAACAUCAGGAUUUGCUUCAGAAGUUGUCCACCGGUGGAAUGUCAGCCCGGUCGUAUUAACAGCUUUGGUAGAAAGAAGCGUCAAGUGGAGCGACCCUUGGCUGACGUUGCGCCGAAGGGAGACGUGAUCGAAGAAAUUCAGGUGGAAUCAAAUGGGCUGGAAACGUAUGAUGCUCAAGCACAAGCGCUCAAUGCUACCAACGGUGUUUCGGCUACCGGAAGCGGCAGUGACGAAGUCUGCCUGUCGACUGCCAGCUUCGCGGUGACGCUGGCCAUCACACUGCUGCUGGCCCUUGUGGCGAUCGCCAUUUCCGUAUCGUGCUGGCUGAUGGCUUACCGGCGCCGUCCGGACGAAGAUACCAGCACCGCGUAUCCUCGCAGUCGCAGCACAAGAAACGGUACCCAGUACUCGGGACAGACGCGCGGCAGCAGCUCCAUUCCGCGGGUGACAAUUCCUAGGCGAGAUCCCGAUCCCGAUUACUGAAGCCCGCUUCGUAGCUGUGUAGGAACUUGAUAGACGUUGGAUUUUUUUUACUGACUGAGAUGUACUUGCUUCCCUAGUCUCCAGAUUACCCACAGUGCUAUAAUGGUGAUUCUGACUUAGUUGACGUUUAUCUCCUGCUUACUGCCCAUCGAUAAUUAGCCGUUUACCAGUGAAAGAAAAAAUUAUGAAUAUUUAUAACUACAGAGUACAGAUGAGUUCUUAAUACAGAAGACAGCGACUAUGCUAACUUCUAAGGGAAUAAUUAAUCAGAAACUGCAGAACCAUUAAAU
Messenger RNA from Paramacrobiotus metropolitanus, 12968 nucleotides. Its product is annotated as fibrillin-1-like. Gene Ontology annotation, molecular function: calcium ion binding. Bases 580 to 12678 code for a protein of 4032 amino acids. The transcript has 65 exons. Lineage: Eukaryota; Metazoa; Tardigrada; Eutardigrada; Parachela; Macrobiotidae. The record is from RefSeq and is a predicted model, not a curated record.